This is a messenger RNA of Culex quinquefasciatus (southern house mosquito), 3396 nucleotides long. It is a transcript of the gene Ypel, whose product is annotated as protein yippee-like CG15309. The transcript has 5 exons. The record is from RefSeq and is a predicted model, not a curated record. Lineage: Eukaryota; Metazoa; Arthropoda; Insecta; Diptera; Culicidae. Bases 1369 to 1818 code for a protein of 149 amino acids.
AACGUAAAGUGGAGAAAAAAUCGACAAAAAUUUCGGUUUCUGUUGCGUCGUUGCGAAUUGAAAACAGAGAAAAUUCUCGCUGGAGGAAAAUUUCGCGUGAAAAAGUGCGCUCAAUUGGCGAAUUUUGGCGUAAAUUGCGUUGGGUUGCGAAUAUCGGAAUAUUCCGGGCGCGGGUGGCUACGAUGGUUUAGUACGGACGUCGGGUCGGAUUGUGGUCGGUGUUCCGUGGUCGGUCCGGAUCCGGGGAAUUGAGGACAACACAGCCGUGGGGUGAUUAUUGAUGGCCCAGUUUCGAUGCCAUGUUUGAUAAAUGGGUGAAUUUUUGCUUGUUUCGUGAUAAAUUUGCAUCGUUUGCUUGACAAUAAAAUGACAAGGUGAUAUUACAUGGAAGAGCGUGUAAAAUUACAGAAAGAAGAAAAACCGAAGUUUCAACAAUUAAAAUUAAAGUCUUUAUGAUUUAAUUACAUCCAAAAUAAACGUUUGAUAAAACAACACAAAAAUAGAUACUAAACAAGAAAAAAAAAACUAAGCGAUGUUUGCCAUUUAAAAUAUUUCAAAAUUCAAAUUCCGUCAUUGUGAGCAGAGCAGCUGUGAAUGGUGAAGGGUUUUUUUUUUAAAUCUGAAUUGACGCAGUAUUACUUGCAAAAGCAGUAGCAGCACCGCUGAAGGGAGAUUUGUGUGUGCAGUUUUACUUGAUGCAUGUAUGCAUUACAAGUGUUAUAUAACGACAAAAGGGUUGAGUGACAUCGGGGCGCAUCUGAUCUCAGUGUGCGGUGCAGCAGAUUAAGUCAGCUUUAGUGUUCUACCAGUAAGCAAUCUGCUCAACUGCGGGAAAGAUUGCGCGGAUGGUAUAAUGGUCUCGGCAAGAGGAUAGUCGGGGAAGCCGAAUAAGCUAAAUCAACUCAAUAAAAAGAAUUUUCGUAAACAGUAUCAGUGAAUGUCCGAAAACAUCAAUCAGUAAUCCAGUUAUCAGCAGCAACAACAACAACAAAAUCAUCAACAGCUGCAGCCAUACAACCGAAACCGAAGUCGUAGUUUGAAAGUGUGUUUUUUUUUCGAAGGAAAAGCAAAAAAAGAAGCCCUCAAAGAAGACAUUCGGUGCAGUGUUUGUUAUUGGGGCAUAGAACUGAUAAAAUACAGCAGAAACCGCAACAAAAAUCGCUGACCGCGUUUAGCACCCGAGCAGAAGCGGUUGUCAUCCCCGCGACGACAAAGAAGAAGCUCCGUGUCUGACAUUGACCGCGAAUGUCGACGCCAGUGUGAGGGGGAAAGAGGGCAGUGUCAGCGCGAAACCGGAACCGGAACCAGAGGCGGAGUGAGCGGGGUUGCAGUGAGCUCAGCGACCGAGCCUCUCAGUAACCUCGACGGAUGCACAUAUCCCUACUUAGUUUGCUGUUCGAAGAAGCGGCCACCGAAGGGCACGCAAACGGGCAAUCGUCGUCGCAGUCGUCGCACUCGACAGGAAGUGGCAAUAUGGUGAAAACGUUCCAAGCCUACCUGCCGCCAACGAACCGAACGUAUUCCUGUGUCCACUGCCGGGCCCAUCUAGCUAGUCACGAUGAGCUAAUAUCGAAAUCGUUCCAGGGAAGCCAGGGCCGGGCGUAUCUCUUCAACUCGGUGGUCAACGUCGCUUGUGGCCAGGCCGAAGAACGCGUCCUGCUGACUGGUCUCCACGCGGUAGCCGACAUCUACUGCGAAUGCUGUAAAACGCCCUUAGGGUGGAAAUAUGAGCACGCCUUCGAGUCCAGCCAAAAGUACAAGGAGGGCAAGUACAUCAUAGAGCUCGCCCACAUGAUCAAGGAAAACGGCUGGGAUUGAUCGCCGAGCGAGAGUUAUUUUUGAUAAAAUCAAUUCGUCACCGUCGCCGCCGCCGUCGUCAUCGUAAAUUAGAUUAGCGAAUUGUUGAACGCCAACUCCCGCCAGCCAGCCCCCGCAAAUCAUGCAACAACAAAAAAACACAAUGUGCGUCGUCGGGAAGCCGGAAAAGGUGCCACCCACGGCCAUCCCCGCGACCUCCGGGGCAACAAAUCGACUCUGCCACUACUACUGCUGCUUGCGGCGCGGUUUGGGGAUGGUCACCCUUUUUCCCACCCCGGCGACCACAAAAUACGCCGUGCAUCGUCUACUUUCCAGUCCCUUUUUUUUUGUUUCCUGCCCGAUUUUAGUUUGUAAAACUCCAUCUUUUGUGAAUUUUCUUAAAAUUUGUUCCUUUUAGUCGAUUCUGUCUCAUUAGAAAAUUAUUAGUAUUGUUUUAUCAAGAGGAAAUUCGUUUAAAAUCUAAUUUUUUUUAUAAUUUAAAUGAUUUCACAAAACAUAACCUAAAAAAAUCGGAAUCUUUUGUCCCCCCUCCUUAACAAACAACAAUUUUGCAUAAGAUAGCCGAACAAGAUUAACACUACUUUAUGGAUUAGUGAAAAAUUACUAAACGUCGUCAGUCGCGGAUCGGAGCAAGAAGAGUUGAAGAGAGCGCGCGAGAGCGUAAAAGAGAGCGAGUGAAAUGCGUUUGUGCGCUUGUGUUAGUGAGGAGAGCGACAGAACAAGAGCUGUCAACGGAGGUGAAGAUGAGCAGCAGAAAGAGAUGGAAAGAGUGAGAAUGAGGGAGAAAUCGAACACGGAGAUGGAGGAACGCGAGAGAGAAAAUGCGAGAGUGAUAUUAGUUUUACGAAUGUUUCAAGUGAGAUAACAUUUAUAAAGAAUCGUAUUUUAGUCGAAAUAUACACGUCUAAGAGAGAGAAAAAAAAAACUAGCUUUAGUUCUGCGAGAAGAAAACAAGAAAACUGGAAGCGAAAAGAGAAUAACAAGACAUUAAUAUGUUUACACUCCCACACACAAGCACACACACACACACUUAUGGUUUUAUAAAUCAGAAGUUAGUUGAUUGUGCAAAUUCGCGUGUGAAAACAGAAAUAAAAAACACAAACACACUCACAUACAACAUGUUAAAGGAAUUUCAGUUUUCGUUUUCUUUUCGUUCUUCGGAGAUAGCGAUUGUGAUCAACGGUAAUAUUACAGUUAUAAUGUAUUUUUUUUAUUAAAAAACAAUAACAAUAAAAACAAAACAACUUUUUUGUGCAGAAUAUCCGUGUGUCUGUGUUUUCUUUUGUUUCUCUGGCGUGACUGACGAAAGUCCAAGAAUGGUUUUGCAACGAUCAAACCAGAUUCAACUCGAACUCGAGCAAGCGAAAACAAAACAAAAGGAGCACUAAACACACACGACAGCGGAUUGAAAAAGGAAAACAAAUAAAACUAUGGAUGAAUUUUACUGCCAACUAAAAAUAAAAUAACAAAAAACGGAGAAAAACUAACUAACAAGUUAAAUAAAUACUAAAACAAAACAGUAAGAAAUAAAAAAACGGAAACAUCAAACUGUACUACCGCAAUAUCGUUGAAUGAAAA